This is a messenger RNA of Momordica charantia (bitter melon), 1736 nucleotides long. It is a transcript of the gene ATCSLA09, whose product is annotated as Nucleotide-diphospho-sugar transferases superfamily protein. Lineage: Eukaryota; Viridiplantae; Streptophyta; Magnoliopsida; Cucurbitales; Cucurbitaceae. The record is from RefSeq and is a predicted model, not a curated record. Gene Ontology annotation, cellular component: Golgi apparatus. Gene Ontology annotation, molecular function: mannan synthase activity.
GUGGUUCCUCUGCUCAGACUGUCGGUUUUCGUUUGCCUGAUCAUGUCGCUAAUGCUGUUCGUGGAGAGGCUGUAUAUGGGCGUCGUCAUUGUUCUCAUCAAACUUCUUGGGAGAAAACCAGAGAAGCGCUACAAAUGGGAGCCCAUGAAAGACGACAUCGAGCUCGGAAACUCUGCUUAUCCCAUGGUUUUGGUUCAAAUCCCAAUGUACAACGAAAGAGAGGUGUAUCAGCUUUCAAUUGGGGCUGCAUGUGGCCUAUCCUGGCCGUCGGAUCGGAUCAUCAUCCAAGUUCUUGACGAUUCCACAGACCCAUUAAUCAAGGAUUUAGUGGAAGUGGAAUGCCAAAGAUGGGCCAGCAAGGGAAUAAACAUAAAGUACGAGAUAAGAGACAACAGAAAUGGCUACAAGGCUGGGGCUCUCAAGGAAGGCAUGAAGCGCAGCUACGUCAAGCAAUGCGAUUACGUUGCCAUUUUUGACGCCGAUUUCCAACCGGAGCCCGACUUUCUUUGGCGCACUGUCCCUUUCCUCCUCCAUAACCCCCAAAUCGCUCUCGUCCAGGCCCGUUGGAAAUUUGUGAACUCCAACGAGUGCUUGAUGACGAGGAUGCAAGAAAUGUCAUUGGAUUAUCAUUUCACAGUGGAGCAAGAAGUGGGCUCCUCAACUUACGCCUUCUUUGGCUUCAAUGGCACGGCAGGUGUUUGGAGAAUUGCCGCACUGAACGAGGCCGGCGGAUGGAAGGACCGGACCACCGUGGAGGACAUGGAUUUGGCCGUCCGUGCCAGUCUCAAAGGCUGGAAAUUCUUGUAUCUCGGUGACCUUAGGGUGAAAAAUGAGCUGCCCAGCACACUCAAAGCCUACCGUUACCAACAGCACAGAUGGUCCUGCGGGCCUGCCAAUCUGUUCAGAAAAAUGGUCAUGGAGAUCAUCAGAAACAAGACAGUAACAGCGUGGAAGAAGGUGCAUGUGAUCUACAGUUUCUUCUUUGUUCGAAAAGUGGUAGCCCAUAUCAACACCUUCGUAUUCUACUGCAUUGUGCUGCCGGCCACAGUGCUGGUGCCGGAAGUCGAGGUUCCCAAGUGGGGAGCUGUAUACAUUCCUUCUAUCAUCACCCUUCUCAAUGCCGUUGGCACUCCAAGGUCGUUUCAUUUAUUGGUGUUCUGGAUUCUUUUCGAGAACGUAAUGUCACUGCACAGAACCAAAGCCACAAUCAUCGGCCUGCUGGAAGCCAGCAGAGUAAAUGAAUGGAUUGUUACUGAGAAAUUGGGCGACGCCUUCAAGGCCAAAGCUGCUGCAAAAGCACCUAAGAAACCCCGCUUCAGAAUUAGAAUUGGAGACAGGCUUCACCUGUGGGAGCUUGGAGUGGGAUUUUACCUAUUCUUCUGUGGCAUAUACGACAUUUUCUUUGGUAAAAAUUACUUCUUUAUUUUCCUGUUCAUCCAAGCCAUAGCCUUCUUCAUCAUGGGAUUUGGAAACGUGGGCACCUUCGUUCCUUCUUCUUGAUCGGAAUCGAAACCCCUUGUAUUUUUGACCAAGUCUGUGAAUAUUUGUCUGGAAAUUAAAGGAAUACUCGAUAGUUACAACCUCUGCACAUUGUUGCUUCUGGGUCUCUGUUAUUAUUUGUAUUAUUGUUAUUUUUUUUUUUUUACCCUUCAUUCAUUAUGUACUAUUUUACGUUUUAUAACAUGAAUAAACAGUUGGGAAAUGAGAUCAUACUAGUGACAUGUAUUUUGGUUCCA